This is a messenger RNA of Stegodyphus dumicola, 3089 nucleotides long. Its product is annotated as baculoviral IAP repeat-containing protein 8-like. The record is from RefSeq and is a predicted model, not a curated record. Gene Ontology annotation, molecular function: cysteine-type endopeptidase inhibitor activity involved in apoptotic process; ubiquitin protein ligase activity. Gene Ontology annotation, biological process: positive regulation of protein ubiquitination; negative regulation of apoptotic process; regulation of cell cycle. Gene Ontology annotation, cellular component: nucleus; cytoplasm. NCBI's taxonomy places the organism in Eukaryota, Metazoa, Arthropoda, Arachnida, Araneae, Eresidae.
GCGAAUAGAUACUAAAAGCACUUGAAGACUUUUUUGUGACAAGCCCAUAUACAAGGUCUCAUCAAAUCUGUGUAAAUUUGCCCCAUUUAGAGCAUUCUGGCAAUAGAGAGGGCUGUCACCAUAUCACAUCCAAUCUGUUUGAAGAAUAAGGUCAGGUAAAUCUCCACACCGUCUGAAAAGGAAAAUUUGCGUUACGUAUCGGAACGUAUCAAGGAUAUUUCUAAACUGAAUGUGUUCCUCUAGCGGCAAGAUGGUAUCUCUUCACAUUGGGUGUAAUUGCAUUUCUUGGGGGAAAAAGAAAAUGAGCAUGGCUUUAGCUUUAAGUUCACCAUCUGUCAAUUUUCCCAAGCCUUCUUUAGAGCCAGAUUGUGUUAAAUUGAGCAGUAUUUCCCAGUCUUUUGAUGUUCCCGAUGAACCGAAGAGCGUACAAAAUAAGGCUGACCCAUCUGAACAGAAGAUAUUUGAAUCCAUGAAGUAUGAAAUUAACCGCUUAAAUUCCUUCAGAGGUAAAUGGCCAAAGGAUUUCAUAAAACCAGAAGAUUUGGCAGAAGCUGGCUUUUUUUAUUUGCAAUCAGAAGACAGAGUACAGUGUCCGUUUUGCUACGUCAUAGUUUUUAACUGGGGACGAGGUUACAGACCUUUGAAAGAACAUUUAAGACAGUCUCCAGCAUGCCCUUUUCUUUUGAGUAGCAGUGUUGGAAAUGUGCCACUUAGUCGUCAUGUGUCAGCUCCUCUUACACUUUCAUCAGAGAAAUCAGGCUAUUCUUCUCGAACUACAUCUGCUGCUUAUAAGCCCAAGCAUCCAGCAAUGGCAGAUAUAAAAAGGCGUCUCCUCACUUAUAAAGGUUGGCCUUUAACGAUGUUAACUCCUCAACAGCUUUCAGAGUGUGGUCUUUUUUAUACAGGAGUUUCAGAUCUUGUAACAUGUUAUUUCUGUGGAGGAUCUUUGGGAAACUGGGAUUUGGAAGAUGAUCCUUGGGUUGAGCAUACCAAAUUCUUUCCUGACUGUGCAUUCCUUGCUCUUUCCAAGAAUCAAUCUCGAAGGCCUGAAAAAGUAAAUCAGAGGUCAUGCAAUUUGCAGAAAUUGAGUAUGCCUGUGCCAAAAAAUCCUGUUGUAAGACAUCUGCCCAGAGGUCUUUUAAAUAAUGAAGUUGUCUGUGAAGCUAUGAAGAUUUUUCCCGAAUCUUUGGUUCAGAAAGUUGUCUUUGAACACUUCAGUACAGAAGGACAAAACUUUACUUCUUUACAUGAGUUAUGUGAAGCUAUUCUAGCAUAUGAUGAAAAUAAAAAAACUGUCCCGGCAAUAUCUUGUUCUUCACAAGCAAUUUGUUCUGACAGCAAGAUUUUAGAGAAUGGGGUAAAUGAAGUAAAGGAUGUGUUGUUAUGUAAAAUUUGCAUGGACUCUGAAAAACAAGUAGUAUUCAUUCCUUGUGGGCAUUUGAUCUCCUGUGAAAAAUGUGCUCAAGCACUUGACAACUGUGCAGUUUGUCGGAAGCCCAUAACAAAUAGAGUGCGAACUUAUUUGAGCUGAUUUCUUUUGAAUAUAAUUACAAAACAAAAAUUGCUACAUGUACUGUGAUAUUAUGAACUUUAAUUUAAAUCAUCCAGAGUAGUUGAUUUCAAGGUAAGAGCUAUUCUAGGAAAUAAAUUGGUUUAAAAAAAUGGGAUGAACCUUAAAAGUAACAGCAGUUACUACUUUACAAAGCGGUCUAUGCUUAUAGUGCUGCUUGUUUAAAGUUUUGGACUUGAGCUUGUAAUGCAUUGCCGUAUUCUUGUGUGUAUAAGCUGGAACCGUAGUUUUUUUUUAACCUCCAGUUGAAAAUUUUUUCAAACAUAAGCUUUCUCUUCGCUGAGACAGAAUUUUUUUUAUCAGUCAAAAGAAAUGUUUUUUAACCUCUUAUUGUAGUUGUAGGUAUUGUAAAAAUUAGUUGUCUGCUGUAGCAGUAUCACCAUCACUGGUACCUGUAUUCCACAGAUGUCAUCAAGACCUGAAAUCACUUUUUUUGUUUUUGUUGUUAAAAAAUGUUUGCCUUUUACACAAGAGAAUAUGGUAAAUCGAGGAAAAUGACCUUUUAACCAGAGUAGUAACUAGCAACAGUUACUAUUGUAGAAGUAGGCACAAGGUAAAUAUACUAACUGCUGAUAUUGAUCCAAUAGCUGACAUUGUUAAAUAUGGCUUUAAUAAAGUUAACUAUUCUUAAAUAAGGGUAAAAUGUGGAAAAUUAAAUGUUUCUGAAGUUUUUGGGCAGAUGUAAUUUGGUUCACAUUUACCAGAUGACUAGUAAUGAAAAGUUUACCAAAAUACAUCUGUACAAGUAUUGUAAAAAAGCUUAGAAAUGCCUCAAUUAAAAUACUAGAAAUACUAUAAUAGAGUACCAAAUGGUACUCAAAUAUAAUAAUUCUAAUAUGGUACUAAUAUAAUAAUGUCUACCUUUGGAUCAAAAUUUUCCUCUUGUGAAGGGGUAGAUAAUCAACUGCUUUUGAAAAUAUAUUAAGAACAUGGGCUUGAAAUUAAAUUUUGUAAGAAAUAUAUAUAUAUAUAUGUAAAAGUAUUUAAACUUCCAAAAAAAUUUCCUUAAUAAGGUCUACCUUUGGAUCAAAAUUUUCCUCUUGUGAAGUGGUAGAUAAUCAACUGCUUUUGAAAAUAUCGUAAGAACUUGGGCUUGAAAUUAAAUUUUGUAAGAAAUAUAUAUAUAUGUAAAAGUAUUUAAACUUCCAAAAAAAUUUCCUUUAAAUGCCGAAAAGAUGCUGUGUGAGAUUAAUAAUUAAAUUAGAUUUGCGGGCAGGUUCAUGAUCUGUGUGUAGUAUAUUAUUUUAAUGAGUUUUCAUUACAUUUCUGUGUAAUGGUGUACCAGUCAAAAAUGUUACCAUGAAAUCAAACUAAAUAGUGGCAGUCCUCAUGGGAAAAAAAAAAAAAAAACUUGCUGCAUGUGUUAUGCAACAUAUGUAUGUUUACUAUGCACAAUACCAAAUUUACAAUUUUGAUGCUUUUUUAAGUGAACAUAAAUCUUUGUGUACAUGGGGGAAAAGUGUUUUAUGUGUACGACUAAACCAAUUUUCCUGUAUACCGAGUGAUCUGUUUACACAUA